This is a messenger RNA of Varroa destructor (honeybee mite), 3098 nucleotides long. RefSeq names its product immunomodulatory peroxidase-like. Gene Ontology annotation, biological process: response to oxidative stress. Lineage: Eukaryota; Metazoa; Arthropoda; Arachnida; Mesostigmata; Varroidae. The record is from RefSeq and is a predicted model, not a curated record. Gene Ontology annotation, molecular function: heme binding; peroxidase activity.
GCCCUUUGAAGAUCAAAAACAAUCCACAUAUUGCGGUGAUAAAACAUUGCUUUUCGAGUAAAAAUACGCGUCAUCCACAGAAAAGUAUCGUCGAUUGUAGUACGAAGAGAAUGGAGAAACGGAAGGGACGCCUAUUCGAAGGCUUCUGGAUGCCUGUGCUGAGUAGAGCCUAUAGCGAACGUACAACAGGCCUCGUUCUAACGGUUUGCGUCAUCGCGACGGAAUUGGCACGGUGGCCAGCGCUGGCCGAAGAACCCGACAGUUUGCGUGAAAGCGAUUCGCGUGAUUUCGGUGAGCGUAGUGACUGUGCACUUCUGCUCAAACGGCACUAUGUACCACAUGGGCAAAAAGACCCCAGUUAUAGUGAUCUAUACAGUGGCACGUACGGAAAUGGCGGCGGCAGUGCUAAUGACAAAGGUUACUACAAUGACAUAGAGCCAUACGAGGUGAUCUGCAUCAAAUACUCGGACGUUAAUAAGGCAGCAAUGGAAGCUAAGAAGCGACUCAACUUCAUCCGUCCGCGUGGAAUCGAUGAUCCAUUGCCAACUGAACGAGACAUUGCAUUAACUGGAGAACUUAUUCUUGAAACUACAAGAAUUCUUUCAGCUAUGUUUCGUCUCACUUACGACGAGAUCGCGAACGCUUUACCUCUUGUGGAUGUAUCACGUACAGAACUCUGGGAUGCGUGUCCUGCCCAUGUCAAACCAAUUCCGUGCACCGUUGAGCGAUUUCGCACACAGGACGCAAGAUGUAACAAUAUUAAACACCCCUCCUGGGGAGUCACCAAUACGCCCUUUGUCCGAUUUCUGCCCCAGGUCUACAGUAACGGUAUCGAUGGACUGCGCAAAGCACGUGAUGGAGGUGAUCUGCCGAAUCCAAGAGCAAUUUCAAACUUCAUUCAUCGGGACUUCGAUGAGGCUUCGCCUAGGCUGACCAUCCUGGUGAUGUCUUGGGGACAGUUUAUUGACCAUGAUCUCACGUUAGCUGCACCUCCCCGUGAUGAACAAGACCUCGACUUCGACUGUUGUGGAGUACCCCCAGAAAUGCAGCAUCCUUUAUGUCUCACGAUAGACGUACCGCCCAAAGACCCUUUUUAUUCAAGAUUCAAUCGACGGUGCAUUGAAUUUAAAAGGAGCCUCGCAGGACAACGGCCCAAUUGUGCCCUUGGUCCCCGAACACACAUUAAUACCUUAUCGCACGCGGUGGACGCAAACUUCAUCUACGGAUCAUCCGAUGCCCUUUCUGCCCGCCUGCGUGCUUUCGAUAGAGGACUGAUGCGGACGUGGGAUCGCUUUAGGGACCUGGGUCUUAAGCCUAUCCUUCCACCGGAAAGUGAAAACCCUGAGCGUGAUUGCAUCGGAAGGCCCAGAAACCUUUUUUGCUUUAUCGCCGGUGACGAGCGCGUUAACGAACAGAUCCAUUUAACUGUUCUACACACAUUCUACGUCAGGGACCAUAACAGAUUUGCUUUGGAGUUGGGUCGACUCAAUCCGCAUUGGGACGACGAGAGAACAUAUCAAGAGACACGCCAUAUUCAAGCGGCCAUGGUCCAGUACAUCGUUUACCAUGAAUAUCUCCCGAUGGCUCUCGGCCCCGAACCCAUGCAGACAUACAACCUUACACUUGUGGAAGAUGGCUAUUGGGAUGGGUAUGAUCCGGACGUGAACUUCGCAUUGACCAACAGCUUCCAAGCUGCAGCGUUCCGCUUUGGCCAUACGUUCAUCCAGGGGAUGAUUCGAAGAUAUAAUAAGUACCACGAAUUUCUCGGCCAGACGCCUUUGCGGGAACAUUUACAACAACCCUUUGUUCUGUACGAGCCCGGCAAACUAGACGAAUUAGCAUUGGGCCUUAUCAAUACGCCUGCACAGACAUAUGACCCUUUCAUCACUCAGGAGGUAACGGAGCAUUUGUUUCAAGACCCAGACGAAGGUUUUGGUCGAGAUCUUAUAUCUAUAAAUCUCCAGAGGGCUCGAGAGCAUGGAGUGCCAGGUUACAACGCGUUUCGUGAAUGGUGUGGCCUGGGCAAAGUCGAAACCUUUGAAGAACUAGAGCCGUUUCUCAGUAAUGGCACAGCUAUGCGAUAUUCGAAGAUUUACGAGCAUCCAGACGACAUCGACUUAUGGUCUGGCGGUAUCUCAGAGCGAAUUAUUGAAGGCGGGAUGAUUGGGCCAACAUUUGCCUGCGUUGUGGGUCGGCAGUUUCAAAAUCUCCGACGAGGUGAUCGUUUUUGGUUCGAGAACCCUAAUCUGCCUUCAUCAUUCACCCCAGAACAACUCCGCGAAAUUCGAACAGCGUCACAGGCGAGGAUCAUCUGUUCGAACGGAGACGAUAUUCCGACAAUCCAGAGAUUCGUUCUUCGGCUCGCACACCCAGUUUAUAAUCCGCGGGUUCGCUGCGAAGAACUGCCUGAACCGGACCUGAGCCUGUGGAGAGAAGAUCCGCGUUCGGGACAAUGGCCCACCAACAGUGAUUUCUACAAGAAAAAAAAGAAGAAAUAGGUGCAACAACAUCCUCUCGACGACAGAUAUUAUGUUCGAAAUAAAUAGCUUAGUGACAUUUGUACUUUCUUACAAGUAAGUUUACUUGAGUGACUGUCGCACGUUUCGUGCGUUUUUCUCGCAUGGGACUCUCCUCCCAUCAAUAUUAUGUCUCAAACAGUGACUCCAACACGUUUCCCGUAUAGUGGAGGCUAUAUUAUAGGCCUCGCGAUUAGUGACGCAUGCAUUUAGGCCGUUGCCGCGACGCUGACACAUACUCUAGCAAUGAAAGAAAAAAGUAUGCCAGACACAGAUGUGCACAGGAGCCUGACAAAACGUGUUUCUCAUAUAAUUUUUGGCCUUCUUACACUAUCCGAAUCGACUUUUCUGGAAAAUGCAUGCAUAUUUUCGCAUAAUAUGUAAAACAAGGUUUCUCAGAGGGCGCCCAGCCUUGACGAACUUGAAAAAGAAAAGCACCUGGAAUACAUCACGCAAGGUUGCCAAAAAGACGUUGCGUUUCUUUGCGGACAUGUUCAAAUAGUUGCGUAAUCCCAUGGCAAGUUCUCUAGUCUUUUAAGCUACGUUUGUUUCAGCCGGAAUGGAAACUAACAGAUCUGCCUC